AUGUCUUCAAUCAUCUUGGGUCUGUCCCUGGUGGGACUUUGCACCGCCCAAGAAUCUAUUGAGAAGCGAGAAGGCAAGGAAAGCGAGCUUUCCUUGUGGUACGAAGCCUACAAUGACAAAUUGGCCCGUUAUACAAUCUUGUCCCUGGGAUGCGCGGCCGCUGCAUACUACAUUUGGUCUUUGAGCUUCCGCUUUGCGGGACAUCUUCGACGUCUGUCUGCCUUUACCGACGACAAGCAGAAGUACUUCGUACCAGCUCACGACAAGUUCUGCUGGCUGAAGGAGCACUUGAUCUAUGCUCCCCUUUUCGGAGUCCGACACAAUCGUGAAUUUCAGCUCUCAUCGGCGAUCAACAUGGGCACACUCCCCAGCCGAUUCCACGGCUUCCUGGUCGUCAGCGUUGUGGUGAUGAACGUGGUUCUGUGUACCGUGACCACUCCGUACAACUCAACGGAAGAUACUCUAGCGGGCAUUGUGCGCAAUCGGACAGGAACCAUGGCCACCAUCAACUUGAUUCCCUUGAUCAUUAUGGCCGGACGCAAUAACCCUCUGAUCGCGAUGCUCCACGUGCCCUACGACACCUGGAAUCUUCUCCACCGAUGGCUGGGCCGCAUCGUGGUGUGCGAGGCUCUCGCUCACACUUUUGCUUGGAUGAUCCCGAAAGCUAACAAGAUUGGAUGGGGCGUUGUGGCCAAGAUUCUUCCAACCAGCAGCUUCCUGUUCGCGGGUUUGAUGGGUACCGCGGCAUUCACGGCGCUGAUGCUUCAUUCACCGUCCCCGAUUCGUCAUGCCUUCUAUGAGACUUUCCUCCAUCUCCACAUUGCUCUUGCUGCCGUAUGUUUCGGCUUCUUGUGGGUGCAUCUCAACGGUCUUGCGGCUCAGACAUACCUGCUGGCAACACUUGUUCUGUGGGCGCUUGAGCGUACUAGCCGUCUGAUUAUCAUCUUCUAUCGAAACAUCGGCCGUAAUUCCACCACGGCAACGGUUGAAGCUAUGCCCGGUGACUGCAUGCGCAUUACGAUCCGCAUGGCUCGGGCCUGGACCUUCAAGCCGGGUCAAUAUAUCUACCUCUACAUUCCAUCCGUUGGUUGGUGGACUUCCCACCCUUUCUCGGUGGCCUGGACCGAGACCGAGUCGACCUUGACUGAUGAAAAGUCCCUCCCCAUGGCACGACAGGAUCUGCUCAGCCGGUCGAAGGAAAAUACCAUCUCCUUGCUGGUUCGUCGCCGCACCGGUAUGACGGACAAGCUGUUCAAGCGUGCUUCCAAUGCGGUCGGCUCGCGGGUGGUCCUCCGUGCAUUUGCCGAAGGUCCCUACGGCAACAUCCACUCCUUGGACUCAUACGGUACCGUGAUGCUCUUCGCUGGAGGUGUUGGAAUCACCCACCACGUUCAAUUUGUCCGUCACCUCGUCGCUGGCUUCGCCGACGGUACCGUGGCCACUCGCCGUCUCACUUUGGUCUGGAUCAUCCAGUCUCCCGAGCACCUCGAAUGGAUCAGACCCUGGAUGACCACCAUCCUGGCGAUGGACCGCCGCCGUGAAGUGCUCCGGAUCAUGCUCUUUGUGACGCGUCCCCGUAACACCAAGGAGAUUCAAAGCCCCUCUGCAACCGUCCAGAUGUUCCCCGGUCGACCCAACAUCGACACGCUCAUUGGGAUGGAAGCCGAGAGUCAAGUUGGUGCCAUGGGUGUGAUGGUGUGUGGAAAUGGUGGUUUGAGUGAUGAUGUGCGCCGGGUGUGCCGUCGGAGGCAACCUAGCUCCAACCUGGAUUACAUCGAGGAAAGUUUCUCGUGGUAG
This is a messenger RNA of Penicillium diatomitis, 1797 nucleotides long. Its product is annotated as ferric reductase family protein. Gene Ontology annotation, biological process: copper ion import; intracellular iron ion homeostasis; iron ion transport. Gene Ontology annotation, molecular function: ferric-chelate reductase activity. Gene Ontology annotation, cellular component: plasma membrane. The record is from RefSeq and is a predicted model, not a curated record. NCBI's taxonomy places the organism in Eukaryota, Fungi, Ascomycota, Eurotiomycetes, Eurotiales, Aspergillaceae. The transcript has a single exon. The coding region runs from base 1 to 1797 and encodes 598 amino acids.